UAUCAUAUCUUAUUACUCUUGUUUUAGUUGAGCCUUCUUUGUCAAGCAAAACAUGACUAUCCUUGUUGCCCAAACUGAGCAUGGUGCAGAAGUGGGGAAAAAGAAGGGAAGUUCUAAUGGUGGAUUUGCUGUGCCUGGAAACAAUGCAUUUGGCAACUCAUUCAGGGAUUAUAAUGCAGAAACUGAACGGCAAAAGAUUGUAACUGAACUCUAUCGCCAAAGCCACAUUAACCAAACAUAUGAUUUUGUGAAAAAGAUGAGGGAAGAAUAUGGAAAGUUGAAUAAAGUUGAGAUGAGCAUAUGGGAAUGUUGUGAACUUUUGAAUGAAGUUGUGGAUGAUAGUGAUCCUGAUUUGGAUGAACCACAAAUUGAGCAUUUGUUGCAAACUGCUGAAGCUAUUAGAAAGGAUUAUCCUAAUGACGAUUGGUUGCACUUGACUGGUCUUAUUCAUGAUCUUGGUAAAGUUCUUCUACUUCCCAGCUUUGGAGGGCUUCCUCAAUGGGCUGUUGUUGGUGAUACAUUUCCCCUUGGCUGUGCUUUUGAUGAAUCAAUUGUGCUUCAUGAGCAAUUGAAGGAAAAUCCUGAUAACAGCAAUCCAGCUUACAACACAAAAUAUGGAGUUUAUUCUGAAGGAUGUGGGCUUGAAAAUGUGGUGACGUCUUGGGGACAUGAUGACUAUAUGUACUUGGUGGCUAAGGAAAACAAAACUACUCUUCCUUCGGCUGCAUUGUUCAUCAUCCGAUACCAUUCCUUCUAUCCUCUGCACAGGGGAGGGGCAUAUACUCACUUGAUGAAUAAAGAGGAUCGUGAAAACCUGAAAUGGCUUAAAAUCUUCAGCAAGUAUGAUCUUUAUAGCAAGAGCAAAUUUAGGAUUGAUGUGGAGAAAGUGAAACCUUAUUACAUGUCUCUCAUUAAGAAGGUAAAUUUUCAUUUGCCAUUUACUAUUUACUCCUCAAUCGGUAAGUUGGAAUUGACUAUAUGAAUCCACACUGAUCAUGUCCGAUUGCCCGUUUCAUAUAAUCUCUUCAUUCUGCUUUACUAAACUACAAAAAAAAAACAUUUUGAUCGCAGUACUUUCCAG
Capsicum annuum is the source of this 1081-nucleotide messenger RNA. RefSeq names its product probable inositol oxygenase. Gene Ontology annotation, molecular function: iron ion binding; inositol oxygenase activity. Gene Ontology annotation, cellular component: cytoplasm. Bases 53 to 982 code for a protein of 309 amino acids. Lineage: Eukaryota; Viridiplantae; Streptophyta; Magnoliopsida; Solanales; Solanaceae. The transcript is spliced from 10 exons. The record is from RefSeq and is a predicted model, not a curated record. Gene Ontology annotation, biological process: inositol catabolic process.